AUGGCUCCAGUGACAUUACAGACAGUCGAUACGCUAAUUGCGACCACAGACGAGCUCAAAGAUGUGAUCCAACACCUCUUCGAGAUCCAAUCCGCUGUCCACGGCUACCUAGGUCCUGAGACACAGCAAGAACUAGUUCGCAAAAUUAAAAACCUCACCCUGGCAUUAUCCAGCCUCUCCAAUCACACCCAAGAGACCUCAACCCAGGCGCCCAAUACCCAAUCAGCAACCCACGACCCUUCAAAUCCUCCUCUCUCCAGCAUCCAACUCCCUCCUGAGAUUAUCGACUACGUGGACGCAGCCCGUAACCCAGACAUCUACACCCGUGAAUUCGUCGAGCUUGUUCAGCGCGGAAACCAAGACUUGAAGGGAAAGCGGGAGGCCUUCGCGGGGUUCCGAGAUGUGCUCGCGCGUGAAAUGAGAAGUGCGAUGCCCGAAUGCCGCGGCGAAGUGGACCGUGUAGUUGCUGCAACGGGUGGAAGUGUCGAUCGGGAGGGCGCAGAGUCCACACAGACACUGUAA
Molecule: messenger RNA, 522 nt
Organism: Penicillium malachiteum
Lineage: Eukaryota; Fungi; Ascomycota; Eurotiomycetes; Eurotiales; Aspergillaceae
Gene: nut2
Product: mediator complex subunit NUT2
Exons: 3
Coding region: 1-522 (173 amino acids)
Biological process (GO): regulation of transcription by RNA polymerase II
Cellular component (GO): mediator complex
Molecular function (GO): transcription coregulator activity
Source: RefSeq, a predicted model, not a curated record